This is a messenger RNA of Balearica regulorum gibbericeps (East African grey crowned-crane), 1015 nucleotides long. Lineage: Eukaryota; Metazoa; Chordata; Aves; Gruiformes; Gruidae. The record is from RefSeq and is a predicted model, not a curated record.
AUGGGUGAGUACAGGCAGGUGGAAAUCCUUGAUUGGAAGACAAAGAAACAGCUAUGCUUCCUAGAUAAGGUGGAACCAAAUGCCACAAUUAGGGAGAUCAGAUUGAUGUUCCAUAAAUUAUAUCCUCGGUGGUAUCCAGCCAGGCAGUCGAUAAAACUUGAUCCAAAAGGAAAGUCCCUGAGGGAUGAGGAAAUCCUGCAGCACCUCCCUGUUGGCACAACCGCUACCUUAUACUUUAAAGAUUUAGGGCCACAGAUAGGAUGGACUACGGUAUUUUUGAUAGAAUAUACAGGUCCAUUGUUCAUCUAUUUUCUGUUUUAUUUCCGCAUGCCUUUUGUCUAUGGACUGGAUGAGAGGUUUACAUCAAGCCCGCAUCCAGUAGUUAACUUGGCAUGUAUCUGCCAUUCUUUCCACUACAUCAAAAGGUUGAUUGAAACAGUAUUUGUUCAUCGGUUCUCCCAUGGGACUAUGCCACUGAGGAAUAUUGUGAAGAACUGCUUGUAUUACUGGGGAUUUGCAGCUUGGCUUGCUUAUUACAUCAAUCAUCCUCUUUAUACUCCUCCUUCUUAUGGGAAAAAACAGAUAAACUUUGCUGUGAUCAUGUUUCUGCUGUGUGAAGCUGGAAAUUUUUCCAUUCAUGUUGCACUCAGUGACCUCCGGAGAAAUGGAUCCAAAACCCGUAAGAUCCCAUAUCCAACAAAGAAUCCUUUCACAUGGCUGUUUUUCUUUGUAUCUUGCCCUAACUAUACAUAUGAGGUGGGGACCUGGAUCAGUUUCACUAUCAUGACUCAGUGUGUUCCAGUGGGGCUGUUCACCUUGCUUUGUUUCAUUCAGAUGACAAUCUGGGCAAAGGAUAAACACUGCACCUACCUACGAGAAUUCAAGGAUUAUCCAAGUCUUCGAAUGCCAAUUAUUCCCUUUUUGUUGUAAGACAAAAGGCUUAAUUUGAAUAUUGCACAGAACAUCUAGAAGAAAACCUCAUAAACCUCCUGCCAAAUAAUUGAAUUAAUUUAAA